Messenger RNA from Nanorana parkeri, 745 nucleotides. It is a transcript of the gene METTL27, whose product is annotated as Williams Beuren syndrome chromosome region 27. Gene Ontology annotation, molecular function: S-adenosylmethionine-dependent methyltransferase activity. The record is from RefSeq and is a predicted model, not a curated record. Lineage: Eukaryota; Metazoa; Chordata; Amphibia; Anura; Dicroglossidae. Bases 35 to 745 code for a protein of 236 amino acids. The transcript is spliced from 5 exons.
CCAUACCCAUGUUUGUAACACCCUAGCAGAUAAUAUGGAAUCCAAAAGUAAGAUCCUGCAACAAGUGAGGGACAAGGUUGCCUCAGCACACAAGGACUGUUCCCCGGCUGAAAAGCUACAAUUCUACAAUGAAUGGGCCACCCAGUACGAAGAGGAUGUCUCUGUAUUGGAAUAUAAAGCCCCCCAGUUGGCUGCAGCUGCCCUAGCCUCUGUGUGUACCAAAAAUCAAGAUUCAACACUGUUACUGGAUGUGGCUUGUGGAACUGGGCUUGUAGCUGAAGAGCUGCAGCGUUUUGGGUUUACCCUAUUUCAUGGCUUGGAUGGCAGUACAAGAAUGCUGCAAGUUGCUAAGAAUAAACAGCUCUACCAAGAAUUAAAGCAAUGCAUGCUGGGACUGGAUCCCCUGCCCUUUGAUGCAGAGAAAUAUGAUGCUGUUAUUAUAGUAGGAGCUCUGAGUGAUGGACAGGUCCCUGUGUCUGUGAUCUUGGAACUGAUUCGUGUCACUAAACCUGGUGGUUUAGUAUGUCUAACCACUCGCAGUAACGUCUCUAACUUGAAGUACAAAGCUGACCUAGAAGAAGUCAUGUCUGCUAUGCAAAGCAAAGGACUGUGGGAACAAGUCUCUGUACAGGAAGUGGAGCAGUGGGAGAAAGCUGUAUCAGAAAAGGAAGUCACAUUGGAAUCUGAUUAUAUACCUGGUGUCAUAUAUAUUUACAGAAAAAUGGAGACCUUUGAUAUUACAUAG